ACUCUCUUUUCCCUAAUUUCUUUCUUCCUUUCGAAAACCCAUCUGAAUCCCUAAAUCAAAAUCCCCAAAUCAAAAAUCUAGGUUUCUUCCUUUCUUUCGAAACCCAAAUCAGAAAUCCCCAAUUUCUUUCUUCCUUUCGAAACCCAUCUGAAUACCAUCUGAAUCCCUAAAUAAAAAUUCCCUAAAUAAAAAAUCUGGGAAAUCUCCGGCUCCUCUUUAAUUUCUUCCUCCAGUUUUCACUUCUGUCCCUUCCUCUCAGGGAGGCCCUGAUCUCGGCACCAAGUUUUAACAGGAAAAAGCAGUUGAAUGUGCGGUCACCUGAAGAGGAAUCUACGAGCCAUGCGGAUUACUGGUAGGGUUUUUCAAAAACCCUAAGAAAUCACAGGGAAUCGUGGAAGACAAUCGGAAUCAGAACGAAAAAUUGGAUUCCGUUUUGGUUUUAGGAUGGAUUUGAAGUUUCCGGCAAUGAAAUUUGACGAGGAGAAGCGAGGGUGAGCUCAGCCGCCUGCUGCAGUUGACUAAAAAAAAAAUUCAAAAUAAUUUUGGCUGCUUGCGAUGCUGCAGAUUAAGCAUCUUUUGUUUUGGAGAUUCUUAAAGAGGAACAAAACUCAGAAGGAUCGACAUCAAUUUCAGAAACUAAUGGCUCUCAAUCAGCAAGAAGAUGUUGUACCUCAGUUCGACAAGAACACAUUGGCAGCCGAAGUAUCAGCAUUCUCUUCCUACAUGCAAGAGAACAACCGCCCCAAAAGUCUGCUGCAGAGCGAUGCUCUUUUCUAUUACAUACUUGAGACUAGCGUCCUUCCUAGAGAGCCUGAAGCCUUGAAGGAGCUCAGGGAGCUGACCACAAAACACCAAUGGAACAUCAUGGCGACACCACCAGAAGGAGGGCAAUUCCUAAGCUUGCUACUUAAGCUUAUCAAUGCAAAGAACACAAUGGAGAUUGGAGUUUACACUGGCUACUCUCUUCUCGCCACUGCCCUUGCUAUCCCAGAGGACGGCAAGAUAUUGGCCAUGGACAUCAACCGGGAAAAUUAUGAACUGGGUUUGCCUACCAUCAAGAAACAUGGUGUUGCUGAUAAAAUUGAUUUCAAAGAAGGCCCUGCUCUUCCUGUUCUGGAUCAAUUGAUUGCGGAUAAAAAGCAGGGGACAUUUGAUUACGUGUUUGUCGAUGCUGACAAAGAUAACUACCUUAACUACCACAAGAGGCUAAUCGAGCUUGUGAAGGUUGGGGGACUCAUUGUCUACGACAACACCCUGUGGCACGGUUCUGUGGCAGUGCCGCCUGAUGAGUCAAUGCCCAAGUUCUUCAUGUAUUAUCGGCAUUUUGUGCUGGAGCUCAACAAGGCCUUGGCGGCUGAUCCAAGGAUCGAGAUGUGCCAGCUUCCUGUUGGCGAUGGGGUCACUCUGUGUCGUCGCAUCUACUGAUCUAAUAAGAGGACGAGGUAGCUAGUGCCGGUCAGUUAGACAGGCAAAGCCGUCAGCUAUAUGAUGAUGUAUGAGACUCGUGUGUGUGCGCUAAGAUUCACAAGUACUUUUUCUUAUAAUAUAAUGUAAUGUUAAAC
Rubroshorea leprosula is the source of this 1562-nucleotide messenger RNA. The record is from the annotation of a GenBank genome assembly. NCBI's taxonomy places the organism in Eukaryota, Viridiplantae, Streptophyta, Magnoliopsida, Malvales, Dipterocarpaceae.